This is a messenger RNA of Mugil cephalus (flathead mullet), 1618 nucleotides long. RefSeq names its product NOP53 ribosome biogenesis factor (gene nop53). Gene Ontology annotation, cellular component: nucleolus. Gene Ontology annotation, molecular function: 5S rRNA binding. NCBI's taxonomy places the organism in Eukaryota, Metazoa, Chordata, Actinopteri, Mugiliformes, Mugilidae. The coding region runs from base 33 to 1442 and encodes 469 amino acids. The record is from RefSeq and is a predicted model, not a curated record. The transcript has 12 exons. Gene Ontology annotation, biological process: rRNA processing; ribosomal large subunit assembly.
GCAGCAGUGUUUUCUUUCUCUACUCCUCCAACAUGGCGGCUGCCAGGAGGUUGAAACGCGUGGCGGCUUCGCAGCCAGGCUUUUUAAGUUUAAAGCACUCUUCAGACCCGUCGAGUUUGGUCAGCAGUCGGAGAAAACGCGUCAACAAAAACAAGAAAAAGAACUGGGGCAAACACAGCGACAUAAACGAUGUAGAGGAGUUUUUAGAAGACGUCAGGCUUCAAGAGAGGACCACCGGCGGUCUGCUGUCUGAGAAGUCUGAUGACAGUUUGUUCUUUUUGGAUGUUGGGAAACCAGAGAAACCUGAACAGAAAGCACCAGAGCCAGAGCCAGUCACAGGGAAGAAGAGGAAAGGAAAGUCACAGCGUCCCCUGAGGAUAGACCUGAUCCUCCAGCACGACUCCCAAGUACCACCACCUAAAGAUGUGCUGUCCUACCAGCAACCAAAUGCCAAGAAACUCCGGCGCAUUGCCCAGAAGGCAGAGCAGCUGGCAGGCAAAGGUGUUGUGCCACGGAGGCAGAAACAGCUGCUGAACAGACGGCCUGUGGACAGGACGGUCAAGAAGGCAGUGACAGAGGCUAACAACAACCCAAACAGAGACUACUAUGACAUAUGGGGACAACAGUCCAAAGAAUCAGCUGAUCCUUGGUAUCUUCAACAGACGGGCAAGAAGCGCAUUAAGCGUCCAGAGAAGUUGAACGAGAAGCCGUCCGUGCUCCCGGCUGUGGAGGUGAUCGCUCCUGGAGGAUCAUACAACCCAGACUUCUUCUCUCACCAGGCAUUGCUUCAGGAGGCCCACGAAAUAGAGGUCAAGAAAAAAAAGGAAGAGGACAAAAUCGAGAGACAGCUGGCUGUCAAGAAAGAAGACAAAGCUACAGAGGAGGUGAUUCUUCGUGAGCAGGUGGAAGGUUUGGUAGAGGAGGAGAAUGAAGAAGAGGAGGAGGAAGCAGCAGCAGCAGCUCCCGGUGAGGACGAGGAGGACGCAGCAGUGGGAGCCAUCUCACAGGCAGAGAAGAAGACUGAGAGACAGAGGAAGAAGGAGAGGGCAGACAAACUUAAGGUGCAGCGACGACUCGCUCAGAAAAAGCAAAUUGACGGUCAGCAGCAGCUCUUCCAGCUUCGCUCCAUAAAGGCUUCAAUCAAACAGCAGGAGCAGAACACAGAGACCAAACGGGUCCAACGCAAGGCCAACCAGGAGGCCGAGAAAGCUCAGCCCAGACGCCUCGGCAAACUCAAGUUCCAGCCUCAGGACCUGGAGGUUCAGCUGAGUGACGAACUGGCUGGCUCCCUGCGACGGCUCAAGCCAGAGGGCAGCGUCCUCAAAGACCGCUUCAAGAGUCUGCAGAAGAGGAACCUCAUCGAACCCAGAGAAAGAGCCAAGUUCAAGAGGAGACUCAAGCUGAAGUAUGUGGAGAAGAGAGCCUUUAAGGAGAUCACUUAGAACCAGCCCACAGACCACAGGAGCUGGGGGACAUUUAAAACCACAAACGCAACAUAAUGGAACUGUGUACAUAAAAUAUAAUGACUCUUGAGGGUCCGCUUGAGUCUUUCAGAUAACUGCUAACAACUAUAAUGUCGCCUGCAAGAGUGAUAUAUAAAUUGUGAUAAUUGUUUCAA